Molecule: messenger RNA, 1398 nt
Organism: Penicillium oxalicum
Lineage: Eukaryota; Fungi; Ascomycota; Eurotiomycetes; Eurotiales; Aspergillaceae
Product: SANT/Myb-like DNA-binding domain-containing protein
Exons: 1
Coding region: 1-1398 (465 amino acids)
Source: RefSeq, a predicted model, not a curated record
AUGUGCUUGGCUCCUUUCUGCUUCGAAUGUCAUUCAAAAUAUCUUGUUUUCUCUUGUUUAAAUCACCUACAUUUCGAUAUUCGUGGAUCCAACAUGGUAACACUAAACCAUCAGAGAUUUUGGCAGCCGGUGACAGAAGAUUCUGUGAGAAACUCCUUGGCCGACACAGAAGAACAAUCUAUCUGGACAGUGUCAGGGGGACAGAGAGAAGGAACUGACGGGCAAAGCUACGUUAUGGGGAGUUAUGGUCUGCGAGAACAAUGGAGUACAGAGAGCUCUGGUAAACCAAACUCCAAGCAUAGUCUCGCCGUGGUGUUUCAGACUAAUGCGGGUCAUCAAGUGUCCGAAUCACACGAGCAUUCUCGAUCUUAUUCGCCCAGAAUACCUCUCGAUGACAGUUUAUCAGCUACUGAACACCAUCCCCCGUACCCUGAAGAUGUUGCACUACAUCCUACCUCCCAAGGUAGAAAUAGUCCGUCCGUGACAGGCUUAGAGGGCCCAGGAACAACGAGAAUUUUUGAUGUUUUCGAGGACGAUCAGAGUAUACAAAGCGACAGGGAUUGCCACGAACACUCUACUGCAAAUACAAGGAGACGACGACUGGAAGAUUCGUCCCUUUUGUCAUCGACAAGGUCCCGCUAUGUGACUCUGGGGAUUUUGGACAGAAAUGAAUCAUCACAGAGACGAGGAGCCCAGGCUCAACCCGAAGAUAAUGAAUCGUCAUCUCAAAUUACAGGGACCUGUUCAGCUAGCAAGCUCGCAACUCUCAGAGAUGCCAUCGGAUAUCUGACGCACGCUUAUAUUGUGGCAAGCGCCGAUGUCACAUUUUCUGAUGGGCCCGCGGAUGCAGGCGGUCUUGUUAAAGAGAACCUUGCAGUGCUUCAACUUGCAACAAAAACCCUACAACAUGCAUACGGCAUCAUUGCAACAGGUACCACCGCAAUCGAUACUUCCCCUCAAGAAGGUAUGGUUAUGCGGUCACGACCAUCUGUUAAGCGCACCAAGUGGACUAUCGAAGAUGACCGCCGCCUAUUUAGAUUGAGAGAUGAGAAAGUACCAUGGAGUCGUAUUCACGAUUCUUUCCCCGGGAGGACCCUGGGUGCUCUCAAAACCAGAUACUUUGGCAAAUCUUCCAGGCAGUCUCAAUCUCCUUCUAGUAAGGAGAGCCAUCCUGUGUGCGAUAACCGGCAAGUGAGCGGUACGUCACCUCAUCGGAGAAGUGCAGAAUCGCCUGUUCGGAGAAGCGAAAGGCUCCGCCAGGCCCACCACGUUUCAAGGAUGGGAAAAUCACGGAGCUUGAGUCAAAAGCCUCCUUUCCGUGCUGUGACGUGUUAUACAGGUUCGGCAAUAAACCUGGAUGCUAUUGAUCCUCGACUUCGGUCCUAUAACAGUGCAUAG